UGAAUCCUCAGGUUAACUUCAGACACUCACAACUCUGCAGACAUGCCGAGUCCUGCUGAAUCCAGCCCGCUGCUGUUUUAUGUAAAUGGCAGAAAGAUUCUUGAGAAAAAUGCUGAUCCAGAAGUUAUGCUUUUGCCUUAUCUUCGUAAAAAACUUCUUCUUACUGGAACAAAAUAUGGUUGUGGAGGAGGCGGAUGUGGAGCCUGCACUGUGAUGGUGUCUACAAUUAAUCCGGUUACCAAGAAUAUUUUCCAUUACUCGGCCAAUGCUUGCCUGCUUCCAAUAUGCGCCCUGCAUGGAGCUGCUAUCACCACCGUGGAAGGAAUUGGGAGCGCAACCAGUAGGCUGCACCCAGUACAGGAAAGGAUCGCAAAAGCUCAUGGCUCUCAGUGUGGUUUCUGUACUCCUGGGAUGGUGAUGUCUAUGUACAGUCUGAUAAGGAACCACCCUCAACCCACCAUGCAGCAGAUAAAUGAAGCACUGGGAGGUAAUCUGUGCCGCUGUACUGGAUAUCGACCAAUAGUGGACGGCUGCAGAACCUUCUGUAACAGAGAGGAUUGCUGUCAGCUGAAAGAGAAUGGAACAUGUUAUGUCGAUGGCGACACAAGCAAAAGUAAUGGAGAAAAUGGAGUCAACGGACUGAAUGAUGCCCAUGAUUCUGCCCAUGGAGAUGUUUGCACUGGACUGUUUAAAGAAGACAACUUUUUGCCUCUUGAUCCGACACAAGAACUGAUCUUUCCACCCGAACUACUAUUAAUGGACAAUGAAAACAAGAGUGAGCUGAUAUUCCGAGGAGAGCGCAUUACCUGCUUCUCACCAGCCAGUCUGCAGGAGCUACUACACUUAAAAGUACUACACCCAAAAGCUCCACUUGUGGUGGGGAACACUGCAGUAGGGCCAGAAAUGAAAUUUCGAGGGGUGUUUCAUCCAGUAAUUAUCUUCCCUGCAAGAAUUGUGGAACUCCACCUUGUGACUGAGAGUGAUACAGGAAUAACAUUCGGAGCAGCCUGCAGUCUUACAGUACUGAAAGACACACUAAAUAAUGUUGUUUCACGCUUGCCAGAGGAGAAGACCAAGCUUUACCGGACCCUCUUACAGCAGCUCUCAACUCUGGCUGGUGCCCAGAUUAGGAACACAGCUUCUUUAGGAGGAAAUAUCAUUAGCCGCUUGACAACAUCUGAUCUAAACCCAGUUCUGGCUGCAGGAGGCUGCGUGCUAACCCUAGCAUCCAAAGAUGGCACCAGGCAAGUUCCUUUAGAUGAGUCUUUUUUUGCGGUGUCAGGACCCUCUUUCCCAAAACCUGAAGAAAUAUUGGUGUCUGUGCAUAUACCAUAUUCUAGGAAAGGUGAUCAUGUGUUGGCCAUUAGACAAGCCCAGCGUCGACAAAAUGCUUUGCCGAUUGUCAUUGCUGGAAUGAAGGUUCAGUUUGAAGAAGACACAGACAUUAUUAAAACUCUCCGUCUAUUCUAUGGAGGACUGGGAGCAACAACUGUGUGCGCAAAGACAACCAGUCAACAGCUGGUUGGAAAGCACUGGAAUGAGGAUAUGUUGAGUGAAGCCUGCAAGCUUAUUUUGGAUGAGAUUCAGCUAAAUCCGUCUGCUCCUGGUGGGAUGGUUGACUAUAAGAGAACGUUAACAAUCAGCUUCCUUUUUAAGUUUUACCUGGAGGUGCUGCAAGCGCUGAACCGGCUGGACCCUAAUAAUCCAGACAUUAGUGCUCUCAGGAAAUUUGAUCUGACACAAUCGAAACACAUGCAGACUUACCAGAAUGUACCUGAAGAUCAGCCUGAUCGUGACCCUGUCGGACGACCAGUAGUGCACAGAUCUGGGAUCAAACAAGCCACUGGAGAAGCCAUUUACACAGAUGACAUGCCCCCUGUGGAUGGGGAGUUGUAUGUGAAAUUUGUCACCAGCUCCAGAGCUCAUGCAAAAAUUGUAUCUAUGGACCUUGCAGAGGCUCUAGCCCAGCCAGGUGUAGUUGAUAUUAUAACAGCAGAUGAUUUUCCCGGCACCAGUGAGUGUACACUGGAUGAUGGAACAGUUCCAAUAUUGGCAUGUGGAAAGGUACUGUGUGUGGGUCAGAUAAUUUGUGCAGUAUUGGCUAGCUCACCGGAUCAAGCAAAGAAAGCGGCCGCCAAAGUCAAUAUUGUUUAUGAGAAUUUGGAACCGGUUAUUCUGACAAUUGAGGAGGCCAUUAAUAGCAAUUCAUUCUAUGAACCACAAAGACAACUAGAGGUCGGAAAUAUAGAAGAAGCCUUUCAAACAGCUGAUCAGGUGCAUGAAGGUGAAAUCUAUAUAGGUGGUCAGGAACAUUUCUACAUGGAGACUCAAAGUAUCCGAGCUGUCCCCAAAGGAGAAGAUGGAGAAAUGGAUGUGUAUUUGGCUACCCAAGAUCCAACUCACACACAGGGCCUUAUAUGUACAGUGUUGAACAUACCUGCCAACAGAAUUGCAUGUCACGUGAAGAGAGUUGGAGGGGCUUUUGGGGGAAAAGUUACAAAAACUGGAUAUCUUGCAGCAAUCACUGCAGUUGCUGCCCACAAGACAAAGCGUGCAGUUCGCUGUAUUCUGGAACGUGGAGAUGACAUGUUAAUUACAGGAGGACGACACCCUUAUCUUGGGAAAUAUAAAGUUGGUUUCAUGAACGAUGGUCGUAUAGCUGCUCUGGAUGUUUCUUAUUUUAAUAACGCUGGAUCAACUUCAGAUGAUUCUGUUAUUGUGGUAGAGGUUGGUUUGAUGACCAUGGACAGCGGCUACAAGAUCCCCAAUUUGAAAUGCAAGGGAACUGCCUGCAAGACUAACCUACCAUCAAACACUGCCUUCCGGGGAUUCGGGUAUCCACAAGCUGCCUUUGUAACUGAAACCUGGAUGAGUGAAAUUGCUAUUAAAACUGGGCUCCCACCUGAGAAAGUCAGGGAGAUAAAUCUGCAUAGGGGAAUUGGUGUGAACCAUUUAAAACAGGAGAUAGAUGCCAGGACUUUGAUUAUGUGCUGGAAUGAGUGCAUGGAGAAGUCUUCUUACCACAACAGAAGGUUGGCUAUUGAUGAAUUUAAUAGCCAGAACUACUGGAAGAAGAAGGGGUUGGCCAUUAUACCUAUGAAAUUUCCCAUUGGAUCCCCUGCGAAAUUUUUUGGACAGGCGGCUGCUCUUGUCCAUGUCUACUUGGAUGGAUCGGUCUUGAUCAGUCAUGGUGGUGUAGAGAUGGGACAAGGUGUCCACACAAAGAUUUCACAGAUUGCAAGUCGCGAACUUCAAAUCCCGUUAUCAAAUGUGCAUGUAGUUGAAACCAACACAGCUUCUGUCCCCAACACAUUAGUGUCUGGGGGAUCUCUAGGGACCGAUGUCAAUGGCAUGGCAGUAAAGAGUGCAUGCCAAAAACUCAUGCAACGACUGGAGCCCAUUAAAGAGGCAAACCCUAAAGGUUCAUGGAAGGACUGGGUGAAUGAAGCAUUUAUGCAGUCAAUAAGUCUCUCUGCGACAGGCUAUUUCAGGGGAUUUGACAGUGAAAUGAAUUGGGAAAAAGGAGAGGGUAACCCAGCUCAAUACUUUGUAUAUGGAGUUGCUUGUUCUGAGGUCGAAAUAGAUUGCCUGACCGGAGAUCACAAGAAUCUCCGCACAGAUAUGGUUAUGGAUGUUGGAUGCAGUAUUAACCCAGCUGUGGACAUAGGACAGAUUGAAGGUGCUUUUGUUCAAGGGCUUGGACUUUUCACAAUUGAAGAACUUAAGUUCUCUCCUCAAGGCAUACUGUACAGUCGAGGUCCGGCUCAGUAUAAGAUUCCAACUGUUUAUGAUGUCCCAGAACAGUUCUACGUUUCCUUGCUCACCAAUGUUCCAAACCCUCGUGCCAUAUACUCUUCUAAGGGUGUUGGAGAACCAUCGUUGUUCUUGGGUUCAUCUAUAUAUUUUGCUAUAAAAGAUGCUAUAGCAUACGCUCGAAAAGAGAGAGGGCUGUCCGAGCUCUUCACUAUGAACAGUCCAGCUACCCCAGAGAAGAUAAGAAUGGCUUGUGGAGAUCGGUUCACCAAUAUGAUUCCAAGAGAUGCGCCUGGCACCUAUGUCCCUUGGGCCAUCAACGUAUGAAGAGAUAUACUGCUACACAAUACAUGUUUUUCUCAGUUUUAUAAUUUUUAUGGUUUAGUGAUGUAUCGUUUUUCUUUCGAUUAUGAGAACUUUCUCUUGCUUGUCAAUUUGAUUUCAUGGAAAGAUCACUUGAUUCUAUAUGGUGUAUUAACAGAUUAUCCUAAUAGGCUAUGGUCUUUGGGUGGAUAAAUAGGAAGAAGGGAAAAAAUUAUUACUGAAACAUAAUUCCAGCUUAAAAUAUUUUAGAAGCAACUGGAAAUGUUAACGUUCUAUUUGCGGAGCGCAGCCCCGAUCUUUCGGUCCCCGGCUCCGGAAAAAAAUAGAACAUGUUCUAUGGGGGUGCCAGACGGGUGUAUUGCGGAUCCGCAAUACACUACGGACGAGUAAAUAGACUCUUAAAGGUUAAUGAGCUGCUGCAAAAAUACAGAUUAUAUGUGAUACACAAAUAUGUUCAACCUUGGCAUUCUGUAAGGUGCCCUGACACAUCAAAUUAUUUUAAGAAAAAUCUUAAGGUGUGUGGCCCUAAUGCAUUUUGUAAAGAGUAAGGGGGUGAUUUAUCAAACUGGUGUAAAGUAGAACUGUCUCAGUUGCCCAUAGCAUCAGAUUCCACCUUUCAUUUUACAAAGGAGCUGCUAUGUGCAACUAUGCCAGUGUUACUUUACACCAGUUUGAUAAAUGACCCCCUAGGUCCUUGAUAUGGCAUCUGAUCGAGCACACCACAUUCUUUUUUUACACAAAAGUCAACAAAAAUAAAACCCUCCAUAUGUCUCUGUAUAAAACUGGAAGUGUGGGAAGGUACACUCUAGAGCAGUGAUGGCGAACCUAUGGGACGGGUGCCAGAGGCGGCACUCAGAGCCCUCUCUGUGGGCACCCACACCCUGGGAAAGUCUAUGGUGUUCCAAUAUGCCUUAGGCCUCCUGCACACA
Bufo gargarizans (Asiatic toad) is the source of this 5006-nucleotide messenger RNA. RefSeq names its product aldehyde oxidase-like. The coding region runs from base 43 to 4080 and encodes 1345 amino acids. Gene Ontology annotation, molecular function: iron ion binding; 2 iron, 2 sulfur cluster binding; molybdopterin cofactor binding. The record is from RefSeq and is a predicted model, not a curated record. Lineage: Eukaryota; Metazoa; Chordata; Amphibia; Anura; Bufonidae. The transcript has 35 exons.